Pygoscelis adeliae (Adelie penguin) is the source of this 5748-nucleotide messenger RNA. It is a transcript of the gene NIPA1, whose product is annotated as non imprinted in Prader-Willi/Angelman syndrome 1. Gene Ontology annotation, cellular component: membrane. Gene Ontology annotation, molecular function: magnesium ion transmembrane transporter activity. Lineage: Eukaryota; Metazoa; Chordata; Aves; Sphenisciformes; Spheniscidae. Bases 1 to 933 code for a protein of 310 amino acids. The transcript has 5 exons. The record is from RefSeq and is a predicted model, not a curated record. Gene Ontology annotation, biological process: magnesium ion transport.
AUGACUGGAGCGCGGCGUAAGGGGCGUGAUAAAUUACCGAAGAGGCGGCAGGUGGAGAGCAAUGGGGGUACAUUGAGCGUGGUCAUCAGCAACAGCUUCCCGAUGUGUGGCCUGCUCACCGGAACUUCGUACUUAACAGAUAUAGUAUGGUGGUCUGGCACGAUUGCGAUGGCUCUGGGUCAAAUAGGGAAUUUCUUGGCCUACACUGCAGUCCCAACUGUGCUAGUGACGCCCUUGGGAGCUCUUGGCGUUCCAUUUGGGUCCAUUUUAGCUUCUUACUUACUGAAAGAAAAACUGAACAUUCUUGGCAAGCUGGGAUGUUUGCUGAGCUGCGCUGGGUCUGUUGUUCUCAUCAUCCAUUCCCCAAAGUCCGAGAGUGUAACAACUCAGGCUGAGCUUGAAGAGAAGCUUACAAAUCCAGUUUUCGUGGGUUAUCUCUGCAUAGUGCUGCUAAUGCUUCUCCUGCUUAUCUUCUGGAUAGCUCCAGCUCAUGGACCUACUAAUAUCAUGGUUUACAUCAGUAUUUGCUCUCUGUUGGGCAGUUUCACUGUUCCCAGCACAAAAGGCAUUGGGCUGGCUGCUCAAGAUAUCUUUCACAAUAACCCCUCGAGUCAAAGGGCUCUGUACCUCUGUCUGGUACUUCUGGCAGUAUUAGGAUGUAGCAUUAUCAUUCAGUUCAGAUACAUCAAUAAGGCACUGGAAUGUUUCGACUCCUCUGUGUUUGGUGCCAUCUACUAUGUUGUGUUUACCACCCUAGUCCUGCUGGCUUCAGCCAUCCUUUUCAGGGAAUGGAGUAAUGUAGGAGUGGUAGAUUUCUUGGGAAUGGCUUGUGGAUUCACCACAGUAUCUAUUGGAAUUGUUCUUAUACAAGUCUUCAAGGAAUUUAACUUCAAUAUCGGGGAUUUAAAUAAACCUAACAUGAAGACAGAUUAAAAUAUUUUUUGAGGGGAAACUGGAUGGCUCAGGGAAGGAUGCAGAGCCUUUCAUUUCUAGGUCACUGAUUCAAAUGUGAUUCAGGUUGGUAGCUACCCUCUGACAAUUUGGUGGCCUACGUGAAAUGAAUCGGAGGCCUCCAUCCAGUUUCAAAGGAACAAGUUGUCCAUGUACCCCAGUCAACACAAUAAAUGACCUUAAUUGGAACCACUGAUUGAGUCAGCAUAGAGACCGAUGUAUUUCCUUACUGUAAAAGUUAAUCCAUCAGGAAAGAUCUGGGGAUAUUCUGACAGACCGGUGUGUGAAAGCUUGUAUUGUGGCUUCUGAGGUACCAUUUCUGUGGGCAGAGAACAUCAGUUUCUAAUGCACUCAAUCUGACACCUUUCAUGAGUGAGGUAUACCUUAAAAUACGGGGUGGGGGGAAAGGAGUGGAACAAUUUGUUAAUCUUGAUAUAGCAAUGUGUCCACCGUCAAGGCUGUGAAUUCUGAGACAAAUGUUGGUUGAACCGUGGACUGCAGAUUUGUCCUUUUUAGUGACUGUCUCGGCAACUUGGUCUGCCAUGCAGUGAAGACACUGGGGAGUUUUAAAUUGAAUGCUAUAUACAGAGCAGUGGACCCUUAAAAAUCUUUCACUAAUUACUUAUCAGCUGAUGGUAGUGUCCAGGUACGCAUUUUUCUUUGUAACUUAUGUGCAUUAAGACAUGCCGCAUUCAUCUGAGAGUUUUUAAUUGGGAGCAGACAGAAAGACUGUGAAGGAUGUGGAAAUGAUGCAGAGACUCAUUGCCUAUAUGGUGGCUUAUAUCUAAGCGGCUCAGAACUAUUUCAGUGCCUUUGUAAUCCAAAAAUACUGCAUAAAUGUGAAUGUGUUUGUUUCAGAUGACCUAUACCGGUUUAAUAAUUCAAUUUCACUGUCUAUAAUAUUGGACUGUAUUCAAAUUCUAAACACGUAAAGCAUCCAGAAGGAGCCACGCAUUUUUGGAAGAAUUUACAAACCUGAACCGAAACCCUUAGAUGCCUUGACAGCUUCUGAAAAACCCAUAGUCCUAAUGGGAAGGGGUAAUCUACGGGAGGACUGUUUAAAGCAGUCCAGCAUACCUUUAUUUUAGUGAAGUGACUAAAUACGGGAAACCAUUUUGUGAAGUAGCUAGUAAGCAGGGACCACAAAAAAAGAAGAUUGAGAGAGAAGAGCAUGCGAUUUCUCAUAGCUCAAGAAAAGAUGGUCUGAUCCUCUUGUAACGUGGGAAAAGGAGGUUAAAGACUGAAAAAGCAUAGGCAUUCAGAGAGCUGAGUUUCAGAUAACCAACAGGGAUAUACAUCCAGAUCCAGUAAUUUACAGACUUGUGUGAACAGUCCAGCCAUAAUAUUUUGACAAUGAAUACAGAUAGCUUAAGCUAUGAUUGGAAUGAUUCUGAACCGUUCAGUUUAAACCAUUUAGAGAACAUUGAUAUGUCAAAGAAAGAAAUAGUUAAUUUUCAUGUUCUAUUUAUAUUUGGUAGUUAAAACAUCACGAGUCAAAAACGCGUAAGGAAAGCUUGAAAAGUAAUGAAUGUUGGUUUCCAUUUAAGUACGCAAAUGGAAGCAUACAGUGGAACUCAACAUCUCUAGUUCAGAACGUCUCUUGAAACAAACAAAAAACCCCAGCGUGAUUACGAGACAGUAUUUGAAAAAGUUCAUGAUGCUUUAUCAAGAAAUCAUGAAUGUAGCUUUGUGGCUGGCUGACAGGAAUGUGGACCUUGAUUAACGGGGAGUAAUACUGUCCACUCUCGUGAUGUUUUUGUUGACCUGAACUAAUGUUACCUUAAAACUCAGCCUCCGUUUUCAUUUAAAAGGAAUGUUACAAGCCCUUUUGAUGGCAGCAGUAAUUGUGAACAGUGAAUCCUAAAAACUUAGUAUUCUGAAGGGACUGUUCUGAGGGAGUAAGGGCUCCACUCUGUUAUUUGGAAGCUUGUUUUAUAACUCCAAAUUGGGGGGGAAUGACUCUGAGUUGGCAGAAACGUACAUUGUUAUAGGCCAGCACAGAAACUGGGUAUCUUGGUGAAAUAAAAUAGCGCUAGCAGAGAAAAGGCCAUCUUCAUGGAUUUUCAAAUACUGCAUAUGGUUUCUAGAAAGUUUGAGAAUUGUAGAUGAGGGGAAUUGGACAAUGAAAGCUGGUUAAAACUAACCUCUGUCCAUUAUUGAGUGGAAGAUGGUAUCUUGGUUCUCAGCAGACAGUUACGUUUUUUCGUAUUAAUCCCCUUUUUUCUGAUUGAAACCGGAAUUGUACAUAGGUUAUGAGACCUGUAGUGACCUACUUUUUAAAACAAUAUGUUAGCUGUUUUCUGAAGCAGUCAAACCUUCUUUUCAAAAUUCAAAUUCAGGGUUCAUGAGUUGCAUGUUGCACUAGCCUUUAAUCUCUGAAGACUUCUGUGAAAAUCUUUAGGUCAGAAUGGAAAUGAUUGUGGUCUCAUCUUAGUCGUCCUUUGGCCAUAUUCAUUUUGUUUUAAAGUUCAUUCCUAUUUAUUUAGAAAGUGCCUAUCCUAGUAUGUUAGGUGCAUAUACAAAUUAUUAGUAAAUAUUAGAUCCAAAAUAACUUGACUGCCCUGUCUAAACCUUGCCAUUUUCUCCACCACACACACAAGUUUACUUGAUAAGCACUCGCUAUGCAGAGUAAGAAGAAAGUAGCAGCCAUGCUCUGUGGUCCUCUGACCAUCCUUACGGCUGAUAAAUGUCUGCAUAGGUUUCUUCUCUUCUCCCCAGCUGCUCCUCAUCUGUGAUGAACUUUCUAGAAAUGUCUAAUUACCCUUGUUGCUUAAAACAGAGAUGUCAAAAGCCAGCACGUGAGGUGAAAGAAAUUCUCGUGGCCUUGCGCAUCAUUUAUAUCUGCAGCCUUUUACAUCAUGAAUGCUAAAUAAUGGAAACCUUUAUUUUUGCUGCUUUGUUCAGUAUGCAGCAGUGUUCUUUUGAGUUCUGCUGUACCUGGAUCUGGUUCAGUUCUAACUUUAGAAAUGUAUUAGCAUUUUCUGUUGUCACUACUGGUAUGAUUCUUCUCCCCUCCAUCCCACGCCCUCCUCGUUCUAGGUGGCCUACCUUUUUUUAGUCCCGUUGCUUUUCUGAUUUAAAAGGAGGCACUGUUGCAGUUGAAUUUUAGCUGUUCCCUCUUUUUUUUUUCACCCCUUUGACAAGUAAGCACUUUGACUAAGACAGAUAACUGAGUUCCAUCAUCUCAGGGAGCGAGUGUGCAUAGUUGUCUCCUGAGCUUUGGUGUCCCUCACGGGUCUGCCCUCUUCACGUUCUCUUUGCAUUACAUCUGUCGAUAGCGACGAGCCAGAUGACUUCAGUUCUGAUUCCAAAGUAGAAGUGGGAGAGGCUACACAUACAAAAAGUGGACUCAUUACAGCGGUGGAAUGCAUUUGAAUUAAAUUCAAAUCCAUACGAAAGGCUUUUCACUCCGUAUGUCUGGCUUCUAUUAUACUUGUCAAACAUUACUUACUUGAUACUCACUUGAAGAUAGGUCUUUGAUCAUUAUCCCUUCAGUGUAUGGAGGAUUUACAUGUGUCAGUCACAAUCUUUAUUAGGUGUCAAACACAAAAAUCCCUCAAAUGUUCAGUAGGAGAGUAGAAACCUUUUUGAUACAACCAAAAAAAAAUUUGUUACACCUUAAAUACUUAUGUAAAAAAGAAAAGUAUCUAAACAAGUUAUCUGCUGUAUUGACUUUCCAGGACUCCGUAUGUGUAAAUAGAGCCUAUUUAUUAGUGAGCUGUGGCUAACAUUAAUAAGAACCUGUCAUAUCACAGUUUGACAAGUGAGGCUUCCUAUUAAUAAUCUCGGUUUAUAUUGAACAUACGUAUUUUUCUGAAGUAACUAGCACUGAAAAAUGAAAACACUGGAUUUUAUUUGCUGAAAUACUAGAAUCUGAGGUUUAGCUUUCCUUUUUAUUUAAAAAAUAGGGGGGUUGUAUUUUAAGAAAGAUUUGGGGUUAUUAAAUAUGGGGUGCUUAAAACAGGCCAUUGUUUGCACGUUAUACCCCUCUCACCUUCUUGUUUCAUAGAUAUAAAGCAUCAAGGAUUCUACAUAUCUUCCUCGGUUGUCUUGAGAUGGUGUAACUGCUGAAAUUUUACUGUUAAAUCAAAUGUUAUCAAAUGUUUAUCUAUUACCUGUUGUCUUUACAGAGAUUAGCCUUUGUAAUAACUCUUUGGUGCUACUAAAUAUGGGCUUAAGUGAUGCAGAAGUUUAGUGUGUACCAUGUUAGGCACCAAUGAUGUCAGCAGUUAUUAUUACUAGCGCCCAAGUGUUUCAGACAGCAGUGUUGAAAUGUUAUGGAUUAAGAAAUCUUUUUUAAAAGCUGCAAAUAAGUGGGGUUUUUUAUUGUUUUUUGUUGUGGUGUGUCCCCCCCGCCCCCGACAGUUGCUCUACAGAGUGGAAAAUAUUACACAAAAGGGGUAUUUUCAAGUUAAAUCCUUUUUCAACUGUGGAACUUUCUCUUCUUUUUUUAUUUUUUUUUAUUUCCUGGAGUGUAAAAAAUAGUUCUAAUGGGAUAUGGGGAAAAGGUGGAUGGCAACAAAUACACAGCGUCAGGUUUGGUUGCUUCAAUGCUAUUGCAAUAUAGUUACUACAGAUUACAUAAAAAUGGUUUAUUUUAUUAGCUUCCAAAUAAUGUAUAUAUAGAUUUGUUAAUGGCUUAUAAGUCAAGCUUACUCUUUGCUUUUUAAGAAAUAGUUAUAGGCAUGUUGUAUUUGCCUUGUGUAAAUUAUAAAAGGCUAUUUAUUAAGUUUUCUGAUAACUAAUCUAUUUAUUAACCUGUAUUGUUUUAAAAUAAAUGAUUUAUUUCUAGCUCAA